Penicillium nucicola is the source of this 2100-nucleotide messenger RNA. It is a transcript of the gene xanB, whose product is annotated as isocyanide synthase xanB. The coding region runs from base 1 to 2100 and encodes 699 amino acids. Gene Ontology annotation, molecular function: oxidoreductase activity. NCBI's taxonomy places the organism in Eukaryota, Fungi, Ascomycota, Eurotiomycetes, Eurotiales, Aspergillaceae. The record is from RefSeq and is a predicted model, not a curated record. The transcript is spliced from 2 exons.
AUGGUUUCCUUGGCACCCCUUGCAGACCUGGUCUCCACCACAUUCCUGCCUCAACGCGGUGAGAAUGGAAUUGUCCAUUCCACAGACCGGAAGGCCAAUGAGGAGAUAGUCAUCGAUACCAUAGAGGUGGUAUCUUCCGAGCCUGAUAGCGACGAUCCCGUGGCCAUGACCGCAAACGGCAACGGAGCUAGUCUACUGGAACAAAAUGUGCUCAAAGACUCCAUUGUCCCGCCAGAUUCAGACACGGUAUCCGAAGAUCAGUUACUGGCGAUGGAGGUUCUCCGAAUUAUUGAGAGCUAUGGUGUUGAUUUCGAAAAAUCGGGCGUUUCCUGGAAGGGUUUUGAGUCGUUCGUUCCUAUUGUUCUCGCCCAGAUUGAGAAGCAGGAGCCUAUCCGCAUGAUCCUGCCUGCUUUCCCAUUUAAAUCUCCAAAUGCACGAGAUAAGGUCUUGGGCAACAUGCCCGACUUUGGUGAGGAGCUGGCGCUUUCUCACUUGAACGGGUUGUGCCAGAACAUCGCCGAUGUAUAUGAGCCCGGCGCUCAUGUAUACAUCAGUUCCGAUGGACUUGUUUACAACGAUAUUCUUGGCGUCCCUGAUGAAACCGUUUGGGACUAUGGGGAAACGCUGCGCAAGAUGGCCAUCGAAAAAGAGCUCCACCGUGUCAAGUUUAUUCGGCUUUUUGAACUGCUCGAGCAUCCUUGGUUCCCAAGUUCCACUCCAGAGGAAGCCAAGGCAUUCUAUCUUGCUCACGCCAGUUGUCUACGCCGAGAGCUGAUGUAUGCAUUUGGCGAUCCGACUUUUGACGCGGACUUGGCCAUCAAAACCGACAACGACACAUGCUUGACAUAUCGUGGCUACAUCAAAUUCCUCACCAAAGACCUUGCUCACCAAGAUGAGAGCAAGUUUGCAUCCAAGCGCUCUCGGCAGACGCACAUCGCCAAGACAGCGCGGCAGAUGAUCAUUCGUGGUAAAAUGUUCGCGGCGGCCAUCAAAGCCAAUCGCAAUGAUUACGUGCGACUUUCCAUCCACGAGUCUGCUGGCGAGAAGAAGCUUUCGGUCUCGCUCAUUCCACAGCUUCGUGGCGCUCUCGGGUACACUCCUUGGCAUGCUUCUGUUGCUGUUGGGCUGGAUGGUUCGUAUCGGACCGUCCACGCUGAAGAUGUGCGAGAGACCCAUGAUGUGAUAUAUAAGAACGGACAGCCAUAUUACUUCCGUGAAAAGUCAGAGCUCUUUGACUGGACUGUCGAUGGCCUGUCAGUCAAGUUUGAGCACCUAUAUCCCUGUGGACUUGUCAUUCGUCCUGCUGAUAUCGACAAUGUCAACGCGCCGCCAUCUCUCCGCUCCAUUCCUAUGCACAAAAUCCGAAAGCUCUCGAACAGUAUGUCGCCAAUCAUUCUUCGCGGGUUCGCAGAGACUCUGGAAGAAGAGUAUUACGUCCAGAAGGCAUCAGAGCUCGGCACCAUCAUGCCAUGGAGUUUUGGCAACAUUCAAAAAGUCCGUGACCAUGGCCGCUCAGACAAGAUGGGUAACAAUGUCACCUCCAACGAAGCUAUGCCAAUGCACUUUGACGGCAUGUUUAAAUUUGAAGAAAUUACCGAUCCAGAGACUGGAGAGAAAAAGAAAGUCCAGCGCCCCCCUGGUUACCAAUUUUUCACUUGCCCAGCGACAGCGCCCAAGGGUAAUGGCUACACUCUGUUUGCAAGCUCGAGACUCUUCUUCCGCUACCUGCCUCUUCCAUGGUCAGCAGAGCGCCUCGAGGAAAUUACCUGGGCCAUGGACAACAAUGGCUUCUGGGACGCAAAGCUCAAAAACCUGAAAUUGAUCGUGAAGCAUCCCGUGUCUGGUCUACCAUGCGUACGCUGGCAUCAGCCAUGGGACGAGACGAAGACCAAGUUCUCUACAUGUGAAGUCACAAUUGAGAAUGAUGACAAUUGCCUGGUCCAAGUCAUAGAUCGGAUCACAUAUGACUAUCGCGUGUGCCUGCGGUUCGGAUGGGAGAAGGGUGAUAUGCUGAUCAGCGACAACACGGCCAUGUUGCAUACCCGAACUGGGUAUAUCAGUAACUGUGACCGCGAGCUGUGGCGUAUUCACUGUGAUUAG